This is a messenger RNA of Verticillium nonalfalfae, 1533 nucleotides long. RefSeq names its product snoRNP complex protein nop56 (gene NOP56). Bases 1 to 1533 code for a protein of 510 amino acids. Gene Ontology annotation, cellular component: box C/D methylation guide snoRNP complex; small-subunit processome. Gene Ontology annotation, molecular function: snoRNA binding. The transcript is spliced from 3 exons. NCBI's taxonomy places the organism in Eukaryota, Fungi, Ascomycota, Sordariomycetes, Glomerellales, Plectosphaerellaceae. The record is from RefSeq and is a predicted model, not a curated record.
AUGGCGAGCGUCAACUACGUGCUUUACGAAGCCCCUAUGGGCUAUGGUGUCUUCCAGGUCGAGCACCAGGCUGACAGCAUUGGUCUUCGCUCCAAGGAGACCCAGGAGGCCAUCAACGACCUGUCGCGCUUCGGCAAGAUGAUCAAGCUCCUCAACUUCACCCCCUUCCACACUGGUAAGGAAGCGCUCAGCGAGAUCAACAUGAUCUCUGAGGGUGUCAUGUCCGACAACCUCAAGUCGAUCCUCGAGCUCAACCUCCCCAAGACCAGCGGCAAGAAGAGCAAGGUCGUCCUGGCCGUCGCCGAGAAGAACCUCGCCAGCAGCAUCAAGUCUUCUUUCACUGGUGUCGAUUGCGAGACGGGCGAGACCUCUGAGGUCGCCGCCGACUUCCUCCGUGGUGUCCGCCUCCACGCCGAUAAGCUCCUGAAGGGCCUGCAGACCGGUGAGACAGCACAGGCUGGUCUUGGUCUCGGCCACGCCUACUCCCGUAGCAAGGUUAAGUUCAACACCACCAAGAACGACAACCACAUCAUCCAGGCCAGCGCCACCAUCGACUUCCAGGACAAGGGCGUCAACCAGUUCUUCAUGCGUGUGCGCGAAUGGUACGGCUGGCACUUCCCCGAGCUCAUCAAGAUCGUCUCCGACAACCUGACCUACGCCCGCCUGGUCAUUGCCAUUGGCGACAAGAGCACCCUCACCAACGAUAGGCUGCACGACAUCGCCGCUCUCGUCGAGGAGGAUGGCGAGAAGGCCCAGGCAAUCAUUGAUGCUGCCAAGGUUUCCAUGGGUCUCCAGAUCACCGCCCAGGAUCUCGAGAUUGUCAAGGGCUUCGCCCAGGCCGUCGUUCAGCAGGCCGAGGCGAGGCGUUCCACCUCCAGCUACCUCGAGAAGAAGAUGGGUAUCGUCGCCCCCAACCUGCAGUGCCUCAUUGGCACUCCCGUCGCCGCCCGCCUCAUCUCUCACGCCGGCUCCCUCACCAGCUUGUCCAAGUACCCUGCCUCUACCCUCCAGAUUCUCGGUGCCGAGAAGGCCCUCUUCCGUGCCCUCAAGACCAAGAGCAACACCCCCAAGUACGGUCUCAUCUACCACAGCAGCUUCAUCGGCAAGGCCGGUGUCCGCAACAAGGGCCGCAUCUCCAGGUAUCUCGCCAACAAGUGCUCCAUCGCGAGCCGUAUCGACAACUUCUCCGAGGAGCCUUCAGUCAAGUUCGGCCAGGUCCUGCGCCAGCAGGUCGAGGACCGUCUGGAGUUCUACGCCUCCGGCAAGAAGCCUGCCAAGAACGCCGAUGUCAUGGCCUCUGUCCUGGACAUUGUUGAGGGCGACGACAUGCAGCUCGAUGAGUCCAUGAUGGCCGCUCCCGUGGCUGACGAGGUCGAGAAGGACAAGAAGAAGUCUAAGAAGGAGAAGAAGGACAAGUCUGACAAGAAGGAGAAGAAGCGCAAGCGCGAGUCCGAGGUCGGUGCCGCUGAGCCCGCGCCGGUCGAGGACGGCGAGAAGAAGAAGAAGAAGAAGAAAUCCAAGCACGAUGAUUAG